AUGCCUCCUAUUCGAACUUCACGUACCCGCAAGCCACCUCCGGCGGGUUUCGAUGAUAUUGAAGAUACCUUACUCGAAUUCAGCAACAAGAUGAAAGAUGCAGAGAAUGCAUCACACGAUGGGAAGAAGAAGCAUGAGAUGCUUUGGCCUAUAUUUCAGAUAAGUCAUCAGAGAUCUCGAUAUAUAUACGACCUGUAUUAUGAGAAGGAAGCCAUAUCGAAACAACUUUAUGAGUGGCUCCUCAAGAAUAACUAUGCCGAUUCAAACUUGAUUGCCAAGUGGAAAAAGCAAGGCUACGAAAAGCUCUGUUGCCUCCGCUGCAUACAGACAAAAGAAACGAAUUUCAAUGCAACCUGCAUUUGUCGGGUACCGAGAGCGCAACUAAAGGAAGACCAAACGAUCCAAUGUGUAAGCUGUGGCUGUCGAGGCUGUGCAAGCAGUGACUAG
Aspergillus aculeatus ATCC 16872 is the source of this 447-nucleotide messenger RNA. RefSeq names its product BUD31 family protein. The coding region runs from base 1 to 447 and encodes 148 amino acids. The record is from RefSeq and is a predicted model, not a curated record. Gene Ontology annotation, biological process: mRNA splicing, via spliceosome. Gene Ontology annotation, cellular component: spliceosomal complex; nucleus. NCBI's taxonomy places the organism in Eukaryota, Fungi, Ascomycota, Eurotiomycetes, Eurotiales, Aspergillaceae. The transcript is spliced from 3 exons.